Messenger RNA from Capsicum annuum, 1002 nucleotides. RefSeq lists its product as uncharacterized. The record is from RefSeq and is a predicted model, not a curated record. Bases 1 to 1002 code for a protein of 333 amino acids. The transcript has 4 exons. Lineage: Eukaryota; Viridiplantae; Streptophyta; Magnoliopsida; Solanales; Solanaceae.
AUGGAAUUACCUGAGAGUAAUAGUUCUCAUUGGAAGUCCAAGUUUAUAGAUGGCCUUCCCAUGUUAUUUGCUGAAAGAAUUAGGAAUACCCUUAGAGGUCCUAAUGUGAGUAUUAACUAUGAGGCUUACACUUACGGUAACCUUAUAAAGGUUGUUACUCAAGAAGGUUUAGCUUUAUGUAAUGAGAUUAAGUUAAACCAACAGGUUAAGAAGUAUCAUCUUACUGAGAGACAACAACUGGGAGAAUUUUAUCAAAGGGUUUCUGCUUUAGAAAACCCAAAACUAUUACCCAUUGAGGAUAGCCAAACUCUCCCUGAUGGAGAUUUCCUUAAAACCUUAGAAGAAGCUGCUCACCAACAUUUCUAUGCUAAGUUCACCAUUCUUAUUGAUUACAAUUAUAAGAAGGAAUUUACAGCUCUCAUUGACAGUGGCGCAGGCUGCGAUCUUUAUAAUCAAAAGUUCUUAAUUAGGACUGUUGCCAAGCUGCCAGAUUUAUCUUUAACAAAGAUUUUAAACAUGAUGUCUCUAAGCAAAUGUUUGCAAGAUGGCAGGAUGGCAUCACGAGGAUCUUCUUCCUCGUUUAGAGGAAUAGGUGGAAGAAAUUCACCAAGAGGCAGAGGUAAUGUCCUCGUCCAAAUUGGAAAUCAGAGGCUGAUAUCCUUGAGCAUUACAAACUCAAGUUUUUCUAGUAUGAAUACAGAUGAACAAACAUAUCAGGAAUUUUUAGAAUUCAUGAAAUUCAAGUCUAAUAAACAAGGGGAUAAUGAAGUCCCUUCGUAUUCAAGUAUUCUUAAAGAUGACAAUGAGAAUACUGAGUUGUAUGAACGCAACAAGAUAGAAAAAGUCAUAAUUUCCCCUGAAAAGCAUGAUCUUCGAUGGAAAGAUAAUCCUUGGCAGCUAAUGCAAAGGUAUUUGGAUAAUACAUUUUAUGCUGUGGUAUCUUACAAAUAUCACAAUUAUUAUCAAUCUAUAUUAUCUACAAUGGGUUCUGCAGAAAUUUAA